CUCGAUUGAGGUGCCGGGGAAGCAAUGCUGCUGUGUGGGUUUGGGCAAGUCUUCCUACUUCUUAACCUGUGCAGCAUCUUGCACCGGGGGCAAGGCAGUGAGGAGGAUGCUGAAUAUGUAACAUGCGGUUCCGUGGUAAAGCUGCUUAACUCUCGGCACAACGUGCGAUUGCAUUCGCAUGAUGUGAAGUACGGCUCGGGUAGCGGUCAGCAGUCUGUCACUGGCGUGGAGGCCUCAGAUGAUGCUAACAGCUACUGGAGAAUAAGGGGCAAGACAGAUGCCGACUGCUCACGUGGGGAGCCCAUCAAGUGUGGUCAAGCUGUCCGUCUUACCCAUGUGAACACUGGAAAGAACUUGCACACGCAUCACUUCCCUUCCCCUCUUUCUAACAACCAGGAGGUAAGUGCUUUUGGGGAUAAUGGAGAAGGCGAUGAUCUGGAUGCAUGGAUGGUGCAGUGCAGUGACACACUCUGGGAACGCGAAGAGAGUGUUCGUUUCAAGCACAUUGGCACAAAUGUCUACUUAACAAUUACUGGGGAACAGUAUGGACACCCAAUUCGAGGCCAGAGAGAAGUCCAUGGUAUAACUAAUCCAAAUGCUCACAACUACUGGAAGGUAAUGGAGGGAGUGUUUCUCAAACAAAGCUCCCCACCAGGUGCGAACAAACAUGACGAAUUGUGAAGAACAUCAAAACCUGUAAAGCCCCUCUUACUACUGGGGCUCCAUGUGCUCCUGGGGGCUGAUGUACUUGAACACAGUAAACUCUACUAGGUAGUAAAAAUAAACACAGAUCUGCCUUUAUGAAUGAUACCAGCAGCGCUUCUAAACUAUGUGGCACUAUUCUAUGUCACUUUUCUGUACAGAUUUAUUUCUUAAAAGGGAUAUAGUUUGGUUAUUGUGUGUUUUUUUUAGAUCUAUAUUUUUAAACCAUUGUUUGUUGUUCUGUUUCUUUUGAACUUGAUCCAAACUGUAAUUUUUUCAGAAUAUAUCUGUUAGGUGGAAAAGGCAUAAUAAUAACAUUUUCAAUGCACUUAAUGGUUGUGACCAGUGCUCCCUUUGGGAAGAGACUCAAGAUGAAGAAUUAUUUUUACCGUGUUUCUGACGGAACAGUUCACAGCAACCUUCACAUACCUACCGUUGGAACAUUUAAUUGGAAGGUUUCUGCCUGUUACAUCUCAGUGGAUCUAGAUGGAAACUAUUAAUAUAAUUCACCAAUUUAACAUUUAAAAAUUCAAAGGACCCCUUUGGCAUACAGAAUACAAAGCUUCAGUUGUAUAAUGGUUGAAUUUGUCUUAAGAGAGGUCGAUGGGCCAAACCUAUGGCUCCCAGCAUACUCAAAUUUUUUUUUGAGAAUAUGAUAUUGUUGUUUUAUAAUAAUCAGGCCCACCAAAUUAGUAAAAUAGAAUAAUUGGCCCAUUGCAAGCAAAUCCUGGCUAGCUAUGGCUUGGCCUCUAACAUCACUAUAAACCCAUAACAUUACAGAUUAAUAAUAAUCAUUUAAUAAUGAUCAUUGUGUUGCGAAUUAAUGUUUUACAAAAAUAAAAUAAAGCAGAUUAAAACCUCUUUACAGACUCAGACUUGUAUAGAGUAAUAACCAUCACAUGGGCUUCUUGGCUGUUAACCCCUUUGACUCAAGUUCUUGUCCUGUGUAAAAUAUGUUCCAUGGUUGUUGAUCAACUUGUCCAUUGAUCUUGAUAACCCUAAACCAGCACGAGGAAAUUGAGCAUAUAAAUAUGACAAACUGGUUGCACACACAAUCCUGAAAAACAAUGUGGGAUAAGAAAAAUAAAAAAACUAUAUGAACUGUAAAGUGUUGUACAGAAUUCAAGCUGACCACCUGCCUGUGCUUUUACAGGCUUUGUGUGUGCUGCCAGUUCUACUAGAACAAACAAAUACUGUUAACAGCUGUUCUUGGAAUAUCAUGUUAUUAGUCCUGAGAAUACUUUUUGUUUGCUUUUUAUGCCGCACAGACUGAAGCUUUGCAGAGUUCAUGUUUUACACUGAACCCAGGUAGAUUUGUCAGAAUGAUUAAGCCAUGAUGUUACUUGUUGUACUCAAAUAGAAAAAAGAGAAAUAAAAAUUGCACUGGUCAGA
Messenger RNA from Xenopus tropicalis (tropical clawed frog), 2094 nucleotides. It is a transcript of the gene sdf2l1, whose product is annotated as stromal cell-derived factor 2-like 1. NCBI's taxonomy places the organism in Eukaryota, Metazoa, Chordata, Amphibia, Anura, Pipidae. Gene Ontology annotation, cellular component: endoplasmic reticulum; extracellular region; protein-containing complex. The record is from RefSeq and is marked provisional.